AUGGGGCAAUUGACUUUGUUAUCUGUGUUUUUGUUACUGGGAUUAAGUUUACCUGCUUUUGCAUUGAAAGAAGGAGAAUGUGAAGUGUGUGUGAAAACAAUAGAUAGAUUUUCUGACACGCUAACAGAGGAUGUGAGAAAGGAUUCGAAAAAAAUAGAAUCAGAGUUUAAGAAAUUCUGUAAAAAUUCCAAAGGCAAAGAAAAUCGUCUCUGCUACUAUUUGGGUGGAUUAGAAGAUUCAGCCACGGGAAUUCUUGUUGAAUUGAGCAAACCACUUACAUACUCACUGCCAUCAGAUAAAAUUUGUGAGAGAUUACGUAAAAAAGAUGCUCAAGUUUGUGAUCUCAGAUUUGAAAAACAAAUCGAUCUUGACAAGGUUGACCUGAAGAAAUUGAAAGUACGCGACCUGAAGAAAAUAUUGAAUGAUUGGGAUGAAAAUUGCGAUGGAUGCAUUGAGAAAACAGACUACAUUAAACGUAUCGAGGAACUUAAACCCAAGUACACUUCUAGUACAAAGAAAACUGAACUCUAA
This is a messenger RNA of Cotesia congregata, 531 nucleotides long. NCBI's taxonomy places the organism in Eukaryota, Metazoa, Arthropoda, Insecta, Hymenoptera, Braconidae. The record is from the annotation of a GenBank genome assembly.